AAAACGACAAAUUGUUUUUCUUCUGAACUUGGACCGCAUCCCACUCACAUUUACCUUCAAUUUUCCACACUUCCAACCUUCACUUAUCUUACUAUCUCACACCACCACUCCAUCUCACCCAGAGGUCUUCUCCCAGCUACAAUACACACGUAACGACCCUUGAACCGGUCGCAUACGUAUAUAUAUAUAUAUAGAUUCACAGUCUAAGUUCCCAAACUCCAGCCUCACGUCAGUUGACGUUCAUUCGCAAUGCCGUCCCCCGCCACAAAGCAGCGGAAGAUCGCCAUCGUAGGUAGUCGCUCCGUUGGCAAAUCUUCACUCGCUGUGCGCUUUGUGGAUGGGCACUUUGUCGAAUCCUACUAUCCCACCAUCGAGAAUACUUUCUCAAAGGAAAUCAGGUGGAAGAACCAGGAUUACUCAACCGAGAUCGUCGACACAGCGGGCCAGGAUGAAUAUUCGAUUUUGAAUAGCAAGCAUUUCAUCGGCAUCCACGGCUACAUGCUGGUCUACUCCGUUUCUUCACUGGCAUCCUUUGAAAUGGUCCAGGUUAUCCGUGAUAAGAUUCUCAACCAUCUGGGUACCGACAACGUACCCAUCUGUAUCGUCGGCAACAAGAGUGAUCUCCGUCCUGAACAGCGCCAGGUCACUCCCGAGGACGGCAAGGCUCUCGCUGAGAAAUACAAAUGCGCCUGGACUGAGGCUAGUGCUCGCUAUAACGAGAACGUCGCCAGAGCAUUUGAGCUUCUCAUCGGCGAGGUUGAGAAGUCAAAUAACCCCACCGCGACCAACGAGAACGGAAAGUGCGUGGUCAUGUAAGACAGUCAACGUGACUCUGUCUUCACCGUCAGUAGGGAGAGAUGACCAUCAAUAUCUCUCAUGAGCAGUGGCGCGCUCAAAUGUCGGAUCUUCUUUCGAGCGAUGGCAAGCUCCAUGACAGAC
Molecule: messenger RNA, 939 nt
Organism: Neurospora hispaniola
Lineage: Eukaryota; Fungi; Ascomycota; Sordariomycetes; Sordariales; Sordariaceae
Product: putative ras-related GTP-binding protein
Exons: 4
Coding region: 250-816 (188 amino acids)
Biological process (GO): small GTPase-mediated signal transduction
Cellular component (GO): plasma membrane
Molecular function (GO): GTP binding; GTPase activity; GDP binding
Source: RefSeq, a predicted model, not a curated record